AUGGCGUCAAGAGAUUUACCACAUUCUUUUAAUGAGCUAGUCACAGGCUGGGCAAGACGUAUCCCAUCUGAGAUUACCAUCUUGAACCGUGGACAGCUUGCUUCUGAAGAAACAGAUGUAAUCCCCGAUGUUGGGAAAGAUCCACACUCCCCCAUCACCGAAGACGAUGAAUCCUCAGUAGUUGAAACAAAAGUUCGUGUCAAGAACCUUUGGCCUGCAUUUGCCUCGGGUGCCGGUUUAUUCUCCGACGGUUAUGUCAACAACUCUAUUUCCACUGUGUUGUUUUGUUUAAAAACAAUUUAUGGCGAUGAGUUCUCCAAGAGUAAUGCAAUAAAUAAUAUUGGUUCCAUAGCGUUUGUAGGUACCGUUGUUGGUCAAUUGAGUUUUGGCUACAUCUCGGAUCGUAUUGCAAGAAAAGGAGGUAUGAUGGCUGCAAAUAUCAUGUUGAUUGUAUUCACUUUGCUAUGUGCCGUUGGUUCAUGGGGUAAAACCACCCAAGGCUUUUUUGCAUGUUUAACCGUAUGGAGAUUCUUUUUAGGAGUUGCCAUUGGUGCAGAGUACCCCACCUCAUCUGUUAUUGCCUCUGAGUUUGCUAAUCAAUUGCCCGCUGGCCACAGAAACAGAUAUUUCAGUUGGUUCACCAAUUUUAUGAUUGAUUUCGGUUUUGUUGUUUCUGCAUUUGUCCCAUUUGUGCUUAUUUGGAUCUUUACUGAGAAACACUUGAGGGCAUUGUGGAGAUUAACCAUUGGUCUUGGUGUUAUUCCACCAUUAUCCUUGUUUCUCAUUCGUUUGAAAAUGAAGGAUUCCAAAUCAUUUAACAAGUUGCACAUGAAACUGGUGAGGUAUAGAGAUUAUCCAUGGUGGUUGAUUGUCAAGUUUUACUGGUUUAGAUUAACCAUUGUUUCCCUUAUUUGGUUUAUAUACGACUUUUCUGCCUACUCAUUUGGUUCAUUCAAUACUAUCAUCAUUAGUGAAAUCAUUCCCGACGCUCCUAUUUGGAAACAAUGGGGUUGGUCAGUUGUUUUCAACUUGUUUUACUUGCCCGGUGCAUUCCUUGGUGCACUUUCUGCUGAUUACAUUGGUCCAAGACUUACAUUGGCCAUUGGUGUUGGCUGUCAAGGUAUAAUUGGGUUUGCCAUGUCUGCAAGACUCAAUGACUUGAAGAAGCACAUUGCUGGGUUUGUGGUGACUUUUGGUAUUUUUUCCACAUUUGGUGAAUUUGGUCCUGGUAACAAUAUUGGUCUUCUUGCAGCUAAAACUUCUGCAACGGCAAUCCGUGGUCAAUACUAUGGUAUUGCAGCCGCCAUUGGUAAGAUUGGUGCCUUUGUUGGUACCUGGGUAUUCCCAGCCAUCCAAAAGCACUAUGCAUACGAUGAGCAAUUGACAUUACAGGUUCCCUUUUAUAUCAGUUCUGCAUUGUGUAUGCUUAGUGCCUCGUUGGCAUUAUUUUUCUUGCCAUUUGUUGGACAAGAUGCCAUCAAUAGGGAGGAUGCCGACUUUGUCAAUUAUUUGAAAGCCAAUGGGUUUGAUACUGCAUUAUUGGGAGAGCCAGGUGUUGUUAAUGAACAUGGAAGCGAUGGUGUCACUGCUGCAACUGAUGAGAGUGGAGAAUCCUUGGAAGGACCAAAGACUGAAGACUACAAUGUCGAACACAAGUCGAUGUAA
Messenger RNA from Lodderomyces elongisporus, 1665 nucleotides. It is a transcript of the gene GIT3, whose product is annotated as glycerophosphoinositol permease. Gene Ontology annotation, molecular function: transmembrane transporter activity. The record is from RefSeq and is a predicted model, not a curated record. The transcript has a single exon. The coding region runs from base 1 to 1665 and encodes 554 amino acids. Gene Ontology annotation, biological process: transmembrane transport. Gene Ontology annotation, cellular component: membrane. Lineage: Eukaryota; Fungi; Ascomycota; Pichiomycetes; Serinales; Debaryomycetaceae.